CAUUACCUCACCCAACCUGACCAGAGAUAUAAAAGCUGAAUGAAAGAGGAGCUUCUAGUAGAGAUAACUGGUUUACAAAGGGGAAACAUCUGAAGGGAUAUUGCAAAAUAACACUGGCAAAAUGAUGCUAAAAGUUGAAGAACUGGUGACCGGGAAGAAAACUGAAAAUAAAGAAAAUGGAGAAUUUGUAUCAGAAAAUUUUAAGGAUGGAAUUUAUGAAACUGCUGUAAAUUUAGAAAAACAUGAAGACCUUAAGACAACUUCAAAAUCACUGAUCACUCAGGAGGAAGAGAAACAAACCAAGGAGAAACAGCUAAAAGCUGAGAUUGUCAAGAAGAAAAUAGAUCAAAGGCCAAAGCUUGAUAAUUUGGAAGAUCUUCAAAUUAUCAUCAAUCUUAAAAAACGAAAAAGAUCCAAGAGGGUUAAAGUCCCCGUUGUAAAGGAAGAAGAACCAGAAGUAAUUAUUGAACAUGUGGAUCCCCCAACAUUUUUCAAAGCAGCCCUGGAAAAUAAAAUGCCAGUAAUAGAAAAAUACUUAGCAGAUGGUGGAGAUCCAAAUGUUUGUGAUGAGUAUAAGCGCACAGCCCUGCACAGAGCAUGCUCAGAAGGACAUCUGCCCAUUGUACAGAAGUUAAUUGAGGCAGGAGCGAACAUAGAAUUCAAAGAUAUGCUUGAAUCAACUGCCAUACACUGGACAUGUCGUGGAGGAAGUGUCGAAACACUCAAGUUUCUUCUGAACAAAGGAGGAAACAUUAAUGCCAGAGACAAGUUACUUAGUACCCCACUACAUGUUGCUGUUAGAACAGGACAAUAUGAAUGUGCUGAGCAUCUCAUUGCCUGUGAAGCAGAUUUAAAUGCCAAAGAUAGGGAAGGAGAUACUCCAAUGCAUGAUGGGGUGAGAUUAAAUCGUUACAAAAUGAUGAGACUUCUGAUCCUAUAUGGGGCUAACUUAAACAUCAAAAAUUGUGCAGGAAAGACGCCAAUGGAACUUGUAAUGCAGUGGCAAAAUGGAGUUAAGGAGAUAUUCAGCAGUCUUCAAAACAACUCGUAUAAGAGCUCUCACAUAGCCAAAUUUUGAAUGAAGAACCAGUUUGAUCUUAAACCCAAAGCAACUGAAAACAGAGGCAUUUCCGCUUUUUAUUUAAUAUUUAUUUUGACUAUUCCAUAUAAUGUAUUUAAAAUGACUUAACUUAUUGCACUUAUUUAUGGGUUUUUUCUUUCUAAUAUGUUUGUAUUUAUUUAUUGAAUAUCUGUAAAACUUUGUAGCAUUUUUUUGCUUUAUACUAAUUUCAUGUUGGAUAUAUUGCUACGUCUAACUUAAAAUGAAUUGUUGAAACAAGGCGUAAGGACUAGGUAUAUAUUUAUAUUGGUCUUGUAAGUUGGUUUCUGGUGCAACUGAAACACUGAAAUGAACUUUAAAGGGGUGUGCAAUUAAUAUAACUAAUAUACAAGAAAGCCAGACUUGAUUUUCCUGGCUGUAUGUGAUUUAAAUUAAAACUACUGCCAAGGGCUCAGCUCACUGGAAAACAAUGUAGGACUAAGCUUGUGCCUUAUACUACAGACGUUAUAAAGGAAGGAAAAUGGGAACGUUUUAGAUGUAAACAAAAUAGUUUACAAUGGAUGUAUCAAGGUAUAUGGAUGAAUUUACAGACGCUGUUAUUCAAUUAACUGUGAUACAACUUUCUAGUGUUAGACUAUGUUGGACCAAGUCUAAAAAGAGGGAAGUAGCUUCACUCUAUAUUGAAAGGGAACCUGUAAGAUAAUCCCUCUGCUCUUAUGCAUUGUAGUGGAUUUUAAUUGAGGUGUCUCAAGCAGCAAAGGUUUAGGGGUAAUGACUCCCAUACAGGAUUGAUGGAACAGAGUCUUAAAAGUAACGUGAGACCCCAACAUUUUUGUUUCAGGAAUCAAUUUGAGGAUACAGUUAACCCUGUGCGGCCUUUAGGAUGUUCCAUCCAUCCUAACUGCACUGGGCUUUAGCGCCGUUAGGACGGCGUGGAAUGUCCUAGCUGUUUGGCUGUACUGAAGCCAUAGCGGCUUGGUAAAUGGGAUUGCGGGCUGGAGGGAGUGCCUAGCGUCAUAGGAACUCCACCCUGACACCAUCAUUGAAAUCACGUGAUCGCAUGAACGAUCAUGUGAUUUUAGUUUGUUUACAUCAGAACUUUGUUCUGAUGUAGACAAGUCCCGGCGGGAAAGGGUUAAAAAAAACUUCCCAAUUUACUUCUAUAAUCAAAUUUACUUUGUUAUCGUGGUAUUCUUUGUUCAUGAGAAUACCUAGAUAUGUAGCGUUCACUUGUCUGGAGAACUUUAUGGCAACAGCAAGAAUGCUUUAGCGCAUUAGAUGGCAGCAGUGUUUGCACAAUGUGUAACAAUGUUAAAAGCUUAUUUACAAAACUGUUGUCAUAUAGUGCAUGCUCCUGAGACUGCCAACAUGCUUUUCAACAAAGGAUACAAAGAUAAAGUAAAUUUGAUAAUAAAAGCAAAUAGGAAAAUUGCUUUUUAAUGGUAUGCUCUAUUUGAGCCAUGAAAGAAAGACAAAUUGGGUUUUAGGACUGUUUAAGGCUUUGUACUGAAAUAGGAACUUUACACAUUAGUAGGGUAAAAGUAUGAAUAUAAGAACGGACAAGUGGAAGUAAUGCAAUGGCAAAUAAGAAAGUUGAAUUAUGUGAUGUCCUUUUUUACAUUUCUAUUGUAUUUUCUGUACAUUUUGUAAUAAGUAUAUAUUUAUAUGUAAACAAAUGACAAAACUUAAAUGACUUUCUAUAUCAUUGUAUAUAAGAAGCGAAACUGACACUUAAUGUUUUGAUGUAAAAUUACCAUUUAAAGCUCUGUUAGAGUGGUAUAUUGUAUCACGCUAGUCAAGAGUUUCUCUUACUGUAAUUCACCUUGUGUCUCUGAUGCUAAGAAGAGGAAUGCUCAGGCAGCUUAUUUGCAUCAUAUUUCACAUAGCUGAAAACUUGAGAUGAGACUCUAUACACUAGCAAAGAACUAUCUAUAGAUAUUUGCGUAAUAUUUAGAUCAAUUGAACAUGCAGGAUAAACAGCAUAAAGCCGCUGAUGACUUCCCUUUUGGUGUUCAUAGAUUGCCACCUAGUGGUCAUUCAUUUUUAUGGCUUUUGUUUUCCUGAAUAUUAAACCUGCAGUACAAUCAUAGACUGCUAAUACACAAGGGUAAAGCACUUUGAUCAUGUGAUAAAACUAAAGAUAGAUAUGCUAAGGAAUAUUUAGAAAUACAAGUAUAUGCAAAAAUGUGUAACUUCUACAACUGAUAUAUGCAAGAAGGCUUAAAACAUUUGACAAAUUCGAAAUGCAAGACAUUGGUCAGAACAAUUUAUUUAAACAGUGGUAUUUUACAGGUUUGUUUCUGCAGAAAAUGUCUGUACACAAAAGAUAACCAUUGGUUAAAAACAAAAAUGUUAAUCCAAUCUCAAUAAAUUGCAUUUAUUUUGUGUUAAUAAAGGCAAAUUUAGCUA
Molecule: messenger RNA, 3469 nt
Organism: Bombina bombina (fire-bellied toad)
Lineage: Eukaryota; Metazoa; Chordata; Amphibia; Anura; Bombinatoridae
Gene: ANKRD1
Product: ankyrin repeat domain 1
Exons: 9
Coding region: 122-1078 (318 amino acids)
Biological process (GO): regulation of transcription by RNA polymerase II
Cellular component (GO): nucleus
Molecular function (GO): RNA polymerase II-specific DNA-binding transcription factor binding
Source: RefSeq, a predicted model, not a curated record